This is a messenger RNA of Volvox carteri f. nagariensis, 847 nucleotides long. RefSeq lists its product as uncharacterized. Gene Ontology annotation, molecular function: protein kinase activity; ATP binding. The record is from RefSeq and is a predicted model, not a curated record. NCBI's taxonomy places the organism in Eukaryota, Viridiplantae, Chlorophyta, Chlorophyceae, Chlamydomonadales, Volvocaceae. Gene Ontology annotation, biological process: protein phosphorylation; regulation of cytokinesis; mitotic spindle organization. Gene Ontology annotation, cellular component: spindle midzone; spindle microtubule; chromosome passenger complex. The transcript is spliced from 8 exons. Bases 74 to 847 code for a protein of 257 amino acids.
CUAACCGACAACUGCUCAUCACCGCACCUGUUCGUUCGUACGUCGUGAUGCAUUCGUGGUCGACUGGACGCACAUGCACACAUGCGCCCGCCGGGUACUCCAACUGCUGGGCAGUGUGUACAAGGCAACGUGCUUGAGGUCGGGUAUGCCAGUGGCACUGAAGGUCUAUUUCUUGGCCAAGGUGCCUCGGAACGUCCUGCACAUGAUCAAGCGUGAGAUUGAGCUGCACCAUCAACUGGUCCACCCUAACGUGAUUCGGCUCUACGCUGCCUUCUUGGAGGGUGACCGGAUCGUGCUGGUGCAGGAGUACGCUGCUCGUGGCGACCUGUUUCAUCUUCUCCGGCAACUGGGUGGCCGCAUGACCGAGGCGCAGGUUUCGGAGCUGGUGAUGCGCCCGUUCCUUGAGGCGCUGGUCUAUCUCCACAGCCAAGGCAUCUGCCAUCGUGAUAUCAAGCCGGAAAAUAUUCUUUACAACGACAACUGGGUUUUGAAGAUCGCCGACUUCGGCGUCUCUAUUAACCUAAACGAGGAGCGCGCUGUGACGCGAGCAGGAACGGUCGAUUACAUGCCUCAGGAGAACAAAGACAACGCAUCUCUUGCCUACACGUCCGCUGUGGAUGUGUGGGCCGCAGGCGUGCUGUCGUACGAGCUGCUGGUGGGCUUCACGCCCAUGAGCGCAGUGAGCCAAUUCAUGGCCACCGCCGCAUCGACACGAACCCUGCACUUUCCCGCAUCUCUCUCCCCGGCUUCCCGUGACUUCAUCCUGGCCACUCUCUGCGAUGAUCCUGGCGACCGACCCACAGCUCAAGAGCUCCUGCGGCAUCCUUGGAUCAAUACUGGAUGUUGA